AUGUUUGCAUCAUCCAAUGUCUGGCCAGCAUUGUAUGCCCACGACAGUCCCGACGAUGCAGCCACCUCACAUCCUGAAGAUCCAGUGUCUCUGCCCAACCAUUGGCAAAAUUUUGUCAGAGUCAUUUGCCAUUGGGACCCCAAUGGAGGGAGUGGUGAUGAAAGAUUCAGGGACGUACUCCCUCAACCCCCACUGACUGUUCCUGCAGAAAUCUGCCACCUACCACCGCAAUCUAUUGGGUGUGUUAUCAGCCAUGAGGACCACCCAGGCAUACCAGUGUGCCCAGUGUUUUGUACCCCCCCUAACAUCCUUGGGCUCAUGUGUCAGUACUUCUCUGAUACAAUGCCAUCCCACGAUCCAGAAGAGUAUGUGACUACGAUGGACCUCUCCUUCAUUCCUACAGUACCUCAGGAUCCUCCUAUUCCAAGUAGCAAUGCUCUCUAUCAUCCCUAUCCCAAUCAUUCCUCAUUCCAGCUCAGUGAUUGGUACUGGAACCAGGGACUCCAAAUGUCUCAAGCAGACUAUAUGAAACUGUUGGAAAUAAUGGGCACCAGUGAUCUCAACCCUGCUGAUGUGAGCUCUACAAAUUGGAAGAAUAUUAACUCUAUGUUGGGUGCGAAUGAGUAUGAUGAGGGAGACAAGGAUGAAUGGCAUAAUGAAGACACUGGAUGGAAGAGAAUGCUGAUCUCCAUCUACGUGCCUUUUUCCCAUACCACGCAAGUACCAGGGUCCCAGGUAUAUGAAGCCGCACAUCUCUACCAUCGGUCACUAGUCUCUGUCUUGCAGGAGAAGCUCUCAAACUCUUGA
Suillus subaureus is the source of this 807-nucleotide messenger RNA. RefSeq lists its product as uncharacterized. NCBI's taxonomy places the organism in Eukaryota, Fungi, Basidiomycota, Agaricomycetes, Boletales, Suillaceae. The record is from RefSeq and is a predicted model, not a curated record. Bases 1 to 807 code for a protein of 268 amino acids. The transcript has 2 exons.